AUGAUGAAGGGGAUAGCAUUUGGAAAGCGUCUCAGUAAGACGCACACAUUGUGUUGCCACUGUGCCUCUGAGGCCUGCCACCUUCAGAAGUCAACCUAUGGCAAAUGUGGCAAUCCUGCCAAGCAGAAGAGAAGUAAAACUAGAAAACGGAAUCCCACUGGGACUGGUCAAAUGAGGCACCUAAAAAUUGUAUACUGCAGAUUCAGGCAUGGAUUCUGUGAAGGAACAACACUUAAGCCCAAGAGGGCAGCUGUUGCAGCAUCCAGUUCAUCUUAA
Leptonychotes weddellii (Weddell seal) is the source of this 276-nucleotide messenger RNA. NCBI's taxonomy places the organism in Eukaryota, Metazoa, Chordata, Mammalia, Carnivora, Phocidae. The record is from RefSeq and is a predicted model, not a curated record.